UGAAAUCUCACGCGUCUUUGCUCCAGUAAACUCACUGCGAGACAAGCAGCACGCUUAUAAACACACUCGACAUAUGCGACAUAAACAGCGCAUGUUGCAGCAAAUCUGAGGGAGAAGUCGUGUAAGCGAUUAAGUGUUUCUGGAGUUAUGCUAUUUUUCCGAAUCAUCGCAACAGAUUCGAAAUGAACCCUCAUUGCGCGCGCUGUGGGAAAAUAGUCUACGCAACGGAGAAAGUGAACUGCCUGGACAAGUAUUGGCACAAAGGAUGCUUCCAUUGUGAGGUGUGUAAAAUGACUCUUAACAUGAACAACUACAAGGGAUAUGAGAAGAAGCCCUACUGUAACGCGCACUACCCAAAACAGACCUUCACAAUUGUGACAGACACCCCUGAGAACCUACGACUGAGACAGCAAAGUGAACUCCAAAGUCAGGUCAAGUACAGAAAGGAUUUUGAACAAAGCAAGGGUCAGGGCUUCAAAUUUGUCCUGGAAACUCCAGACUCACAGAGACUGAGGAAGACCCAGGAUCAGAUUAGUAAUGCAAAGUACCAUAAAGAUUUUGAGAUGUCAGGUUUGCAUGGGGUCAGUCAGGAAAUGAGAGGAACAUACCUGGUACAGGCUCAGAUAAAACCCAACCAUGAGACGGUGAAGAACAGCACACACAAGGGUGUCCAUCAGUACACCAUGGAGAUGGAUCGAAGACCUGGCAUCAUUGUGGAGGAAAGUCAAACAGGUUUGGAACAACAUGAGGCACCUUUACUUCCUGGUGCAUACCAUCACAGUGGCUACACCCAUGGGCAUAGCUACAUGCAUCAGACCGGCAUGCAUUCACUGAGAUCAAUGCAGCUGAGGUCACAGCUCACAAAUGUGACUGUUUACAGGGCCCUGUAUGACUAUAUAGCACAGGAUUAUGAUGAGGUAUCAUUCCGGGAUGGAGAUGUCAUUCAGAACGUGCAGCCUAUUGACGGAGGCUGGAUGUAUGGAACAGUGCAGAGGACAGGGAGGUCGGGAAUGUUACCUGCCAACUACGUAGAGGGCAUUCGCUAAGCGUCUCUGAGAUCUCAUAUCCAAUGAUCCUCAACCUAAACUCUACAGCUUAAUUGUUUAUAGGCAUUAAACAUUGUAAACAAACACAGGUAGAUCUCUAUUUUAAUAGUGCAAAUUGUUCCACUUUAUUUGUGUUUAUAACAAGUCUUCCUCAUUUUAUUACACUAUAGUUCCAUUAAUUAAAUGUACGUAAUGCAAUGAAUAGUUUUGUACCAAUAUUGUCUUUACUUUGAAAUAAACGUUAAAUGUUAGAACAACAGAAAUUUGUGAGAAGACAAGAUGCAUAAAGGAUUGCAAAGAGGAUUUUGUCACUUUAUCAAAUCUAAAAAGGAACCAUUUUUAAUAGCAUGUCGUUGUUGCCUUGUAUACUUGUGUAAACUGUUAUGCACAAUGUGUAUUAAAUGGACUACUACAACAAAAACUGAAUUGUCAGUCUACAGGAAAACAGAACAGCCCCCAUUCAAGCUACAGUAUGUGAUCUGAGCGACAAUUAAUGUUUAAUUAAAAAAAAAAACAUUUUAAUAAAGUAAUAAUAUUUUUUUUUUCAUAUUUUAUUUUAUCAGCUGAUGAUGGUGAUAACAUUUGAAUAUAAUUGUUAGGGGACUGAUAUUUCAUCAGCACUAAUUACAUCCCUGCCCUGAUUUAACUCCAUCAGUCAUGUAGCGUUUCUGUUGAAACCUCGAUUCUUCAAUCCUAGGGUAUCCUUAGUUUUUUUGCCUGCAGUUACGUCUUGCAUACAAUCGAGCGUUACAGGCUUUUAAAUUAUUCUCCAUUGAUGAGCAAUGUAUGUGCACUACGAAUGUUUUGUCAUACUCUUUAGCGCAGUCAAAUCCAGGAACAUGCUCGCGCU
Molecule: messenger RNA, 1896 nt
Organism: Xyrauchen texanus (razorback sucker)
Lineage: Eukaryota; Metazoa; Chordata; Actinopteri; Cypriniformes; Catostomidae
Product: LIM zinc-binding domain-containing Nebulette-like
Exons: 8
Coding region: 183-1046 (287 amino acids)
Cellular component (GO): focal adhesion
Molecular function (GO): actin filament binding
Source: RefSeq, a predicted model, not a curated record